Molecule: messenger RNA, 1244 nt
Organism: Sesamum indicum (sesame)
Lineage: Eukaryota; Viridiplantae; Streptophyta; Magnoliopsida; Lamiales; Pedaliaceae
Product: S-adenosyl-L-methionine-dependent methyltransferases superfamily protein
Source: RefSeq, a predicted model, not a curated record
CCAACAGUACACUGUACAACUGGGAGCUACCAACGGUAAAGGGGUUUAACCGUUUAGGGUUUUUCUCUCAAAAUCUGCUCUCUAAUUGUUCAGAGAAUUAAACGCAAAAGUCCCCAAUUCUUGGAGAUAUGGAUUUAUCAGAGGCCCAGAAACCGGACGUCGCUCCGGCCACUGCUUCCGCAUACCUCGAUCCCAAUUACUGGGAUCGGAGGUUUGAGCAAGAAGAGCAUUACGAGUGGUUCAAAGACUAUUCUUAUUUCCGUCACCUCAUUCUUCAAUACGUUAAACCCAACUCUGCAGUAUUGGAGGUUGGAUGUGGAAAUUCUCAGUUGUCUGAAGAACUUUACAGAGAUGGAAUUACUGAACUGACUUGCAUUGAUUUGUCAUCCAUUGCUGUUGAGAAGAUGAAGCAGCGACUACUUUCUAAGGGCUAUAAAGAAAUUAAAGUGCUGGAAGCAGACAUGUUAGACCUGCCUUUUGGAGACGAAUGUUUUGAUGUGGUUGUAGAGAAGGGAACCAUGGAUGUAUUAUUUGUCGACUCUGGAGAUCCUUGGAAUCCAGAACCUGCAACAGUGAGCAAGGUUAUGGCAAUGCUUGAAGGCAUUCAAAGAGUUCUGAAACCCCAUGGCAUUUUCAUCUCCAUCACCUUUGGCCAGCCUCACUUCAGGCGUCCUUUCUUCAAUGCUGCUGCAUUUACCUGGUCAGUUGAAUGGAGAACAUUUGGUGAUGGGUUUCAUUAUUUCUUCUAUAUCUUGAAGAAGUUCAAUCCAUCCCAAUACGGGCAUCAAACUAGAAAUGAUCUGCAAUUCGGAUUGGCAUCAAGGUUCGCAUUUACCCUAAUUGGAGGAGAGAAGAUGGGAAAAGAGUGCUGGGCCCUAAAGCCUUGCAUUAAGAUCAACAAACCUACCCCGUGAGAUUCUAUUUCUUUCCCACUUAACUUUAGUUGCUUCAAGCCAAACCUUGUGGCUCAAUGGUUAAUAUAAACUUGAACUUCAGAAUGCCGGUGACAUGUGCUUGCCCAAAUGAUAUUUCCAUAGAAAUGCUGGACUAUCAGCAAUUCCCUUAUAUUUCAGUCUUUUGACAUUUUAAUUAGAGAUUGUUAUACUGUAACAUUUCCGUUGUGAAUGUCAGCACCAAUUUGUGCUUACUGACAAUUCUACGUUCACACGUAUGUUAUGACAUAUACAUCUUUUGUCGUGGAUCUUACUGUAAAAUGACAAUUGUUGUAGAAGGAAAUACUAAGA